Molecule: messenger RNA, 951 nt
Organism: Condylostylus longicornis
Lineage: Eukaryota; Metazoa; Arthropoda; Insecta; Diptera; Dolichopodidae
Gene: mRpL16
Product: 39S ribosomal protein L16, mitochondrial
Exons: 3
Coding region: 90-803 (237 amino acids)
Biological process (GO): mitochondrial translation
Cellular component (GO): ribosome; mitochondrial large ribosomal subunit
Molecular function (GO): rRNA binding; structural constituent of ribosome
Source: RefSeq, a predicted model, not a curated record
UUUAUUUAUUUACAUUUUUAUAAACACUUAGGUUAUUUGAACUGAUUAGAUUUACUAAACGAUUUGUUAAGCUUCAAAAUUUAUUUAUAAUGUUAAAACUAAACAAGUUGUUAAUAGACAAUUUUCGACCACAACAUGUAAUUUUUUGCGGAUUAAAAUAUUUCGAGCCUCCAGUCAAUUAUGAUCAUGUGGAAUUUAUAGAGAGACCGAAAUUAAAAAUGAUGGAAAAGGUUCCACAAUAUCCACCCAACUUAAGGCCCCCAAAAAUGCAAAAGAAAUUAAAACUAAUGCGAGGGCCCGAGUUGGUUCAUAAUACACUCUUACACGAGCAAUAUGGUAUAAUAGCAACUUGUGGUGGUCGCUUGAAAUGGGGACAUUUCGAAAUGAUGCGUUUGACAAUUGGCCGAAAAAUGGAUGUUAAUCGCAUGUUUGCAAUAUGGAGAGUAACAGCACCUUGGCAACCGGUAACGAAAAAAGGACAAGGACAGAGAAUGGGUGGUGGCAAAGGUGCAAUUGAUCAUUAUGUAACUCCCGUGAAAAGUGGUCGUGUUAUUGUAGAAAUGGGUGGGAAAUGUGAAUUCUCAGAAGUUGAACCAAUAUUAAGGAUUGUAGCCCAUAAUUUACCUUUCAAAGCGAAGGUAGUUUCAAAACAAAUGUUGGAAGAAAUGAAAGAAGAAGAAGAAAGAAAAGAAAAGGAAAAUCUAAACCCAUAUACUCUAAAAUACGUUAUUCAAAAUAAUCUUAGUGGAUGUCACAGAUGGCUUUCUCCCGUGGAUCACAAAUGGUUCGGAAAACAUUUAUAAUGUUAUUGUAAAAAAAUAUUUGUAUGUACAUAUAAAAAUUUAAUUUAACAACUCAAACCUGAUUUAUUACAUUUUUAUAAUUAAGAUAAAUCGAAACCGUAAGCUAUACGUUUUUUAUCAACUAGAACAUACACGUGGUAUGUAUGAU